Molecule: messenger RNA, 853 nt
Organism: Lactuca sativa (garden lettuce)
Lineage: Eukaryota; Viridiplantae; Streptophyta; Magnoliopsida; Asterales; Asteraceae
Product: maternal effect embryo arrest protein
Source: RefSeq, a predicted model, not a curated record
GUGGCUUACAUCUUUUUAUGACAAAGUACCAUUUUCAAAGCUACUUGUGUCUAAUUGUCCUCACCAUCAUGUCUUCCUCACGCAACCCUGCAACAAAACCCUAAAAUCUACCCUUCACUUACGAAGUGGAGCUUUCAAGUUUUAGUAAUGGCAGAAUCUAAUGGAUACCCAACUUACUGUGACCAACAAAGCAGAUCACGAUCUUCUUCAACAUCGACAACGAGUAUUCACGUAACAGCACUUGACGGUCUCGUAAACGUCAACUCCCUCUUCACAAUCGCCGUCUUCGUCGGUCUCUCUCUCACAACUCCCGGCCAACGCAGCCUCGAGAACCGAUCCGCCUGUGACGCCGAUAUCUCCGUCGCCAAAAAGCUUUUGGUUUUUGAAGUUGUAUCGUUCAGCUUUUUCCUUUUCUCAUCUCUGGUUGCUCAAGGUCUUAAACUCGCCAUCAAUCUGCUCAACAGUACCGAUGUUGAUGAGGCUUUUAGGGCACACAUUAAUCUCAAGGCGUUGAGGUUCGGGAUGCUCGGAUCGGCUAUCGGAUCGGUUAUGGGGUGUUUGUUCCUAAUGCUCUCGAUGGUGAAUGUGAUUGAGAUUCGAUUGGGGAUGUUGUCUUGUGGAAGUAGAUCCACUGUGAAUGCUGUUGCCUCCAUGAUUGUCCUGGUGACCUCUGCACUUUUGGUUUAUAUUUCCACUGCUGUUUAUGCAUUUUUACAUUAGAAUCGUUAUAUAUUCAUCAACUAACCCUCCCUUCAACUUUUAAUUUCAAGUUUGUUUGAUUAAAAAUUGUGAUAAUGCUUGAACAAUACUUGAAAUAUUGCCCUUUUGAAUCACAGUGGUUGAUCUCUUUUCA